UCAAAUAUACCGUUAAUAUACCAUUCGAUUUGGAGAGAUUAUGGUUAAGAAAUAAUCCUUGCACCAAAGUAAACACUAUGGAUGUAUGACACUCCUAGAUGAGCACCCAGAAGCUGGAGUACGACGCCGCCAUGGGUGGUCGUGUGAGCCUGCCCUCGCACGUGACCACGUACCUCUAUGCAGCAGGGGUGCUGCAGGAAAUCCGGAACCUGGUGGCCGAUUGCCGGGAGACGACGCAGCGGAGCAGCAAGCUGAUCUUCCAGACGCUGCCCAAGCACAUGCGCCGUCGCGCUAUGUCGCAUCAUCCAAAGCGGCUGCCGCGAAAGUACCGGCAGGCGCACAAGUCCCAAAUGGGCAAGGGCGGUAACCAGCCGGUGAACGGGAAACGGCCCUCGAGGAAGUACCGCCGGCGCCCCAAGAACCUGAUGCGCGAGUACGUGCGUCGGCAGAGGCGCCACGUCUGGCUGGAGACGCACAUCUGGCACGCGAAGCGGUUCCACAUGGUGGAGCGCUGGGGUCACCGGCUCGCCUUCGCCAGCUGCGACAAGACCUACCGCGCCUGCUAUCGCGCCAGUGCGGAGCACUGCCUGCUGCAGGACAUUUCCUUCUACGGAUGCGUGGAGCUGCGAGGCCCCUUGGACACCCUGCGCCAGGGGUUCGCCCGGCUAACCAGUCCACAGUGCGGGCUGGGAGUCACGGCCAAAACCUUCCUCACCGGACGUCGCGAGGGCAGUGUGGAGCUAUUCGAGGACGGCCGGUAUCCGCACGGAGCACUGCAGCGGGCCAGCUUUAUGUGGCGGCCCCGGGAGAAAGAGGAGGAUCAGGCGGAACACACGCUCUGGCUGUGGCUGCAUCCCAGUGCCGCUCACGCCACUCUUAAGCAGUUGAUCAGCGUGUUCCAGCUGAAGUCCAAGAAGCAACAGAAGAUGCCUCUGAAAAACGAGGUCGAUGGUCACAAUAUGCAGGUGGAAAUGAUGGAGAUUCAGCCCGAAAAGGAAAAGCUGUCCAAGAAAGAGCGGCCAAAGCAGGAGAAAGUGCCCACGGAGGAUCUCGGCCAAAACAAUGAAUCUAGGAAGGACUCAGUGCAACCAGCCCUUCGCUUCUGGACACAGACAAAAGCCUUCGAGCUGCAGCCGAGUUACUCCAAUCCCGAUGACACACUCCAUCUGGUGCUGCUGCAUCGGCAGUUCAAUCGCUUCCGUCUGACGGGCCCCUCAGCCCAACGCGUUCUGGCCGCCAGCUUGCGUCCGCAUCAACAAACAGAGCUGCAGGACCAAGCAAACUACUGCCAGGCGGCUCUGCAGCAAGGCUCACCCGCCGAGCUACUCUCCAACCUGGUGAUGGGCCUCCAGGUGGUGGAUCCCCGCCUGCAGCGACCGAAGAAGCGCACGAAAGCGGAGAGGAAUGCGGAACAGACACGAUCCGCUGGGGAUCUCCUCGUUGAUCAGCCAAAGAGUCUGCCGGAGAGUCCGUUGUGGAGCACGGAAGCGAGGGAGCUGUUGGGCAAAGGCAUCAUGUCCACCCACACGUAUGAGCAAUUGCGUCAACAGCAUGCCGUGGUGCCAGGCGCUCCGUGUGCUUUCGAACAGCAAAUGCAGGCGGUUCCGGUGAUUCUCAUUCAACGACCAGGAUCUCAGGACUCCAGAUAUAAGAGAUUGGCCUACGGCUGCGGCUGGGAUGUGAUUGCACCAGCCGGAUACGGCAUGGCCCUCUGGCUGACGCUCACUAUGUGGGGCGCCAGGCCGGGCGGGCUUAGAGAACUGGAUUCGGUGGCUAGGGAGGCGGGCGCCGAAAUGCACCUGCCAGAUACAAUAGCAGGAGUUCAGCAAGCUGCGGCUGCAGCAGAUGAGCUUCGUGUCCGUUACUUCCGGCUGCCGCCUAACAAGCGCACCAACUACCGAAAACUGGCGGUGGCCAGUCCGUUCAGUGCUCCCUGGAAGCAACUAGUGCGGGACUGGCGUUCUUCUUCCACUUCCGCCAGCGUGUCAUCCUACUAUGUCCUGCGCCAUCGCCAACAGCUGGAAGAGAUCGCAGAGGCGAUACGAACGCGUAGGCCACUGCCGGAGCCGCUGCCCGAGGAGGCACUCAUCCAGAUUCAGCUCCGAAUGAUAUCCCGUGGUCAUGUAAAGAACAACGCCCUUAUUUGCCUGCCCACGGCGGCGGAUCACAAGCAGCGAUGGCGUCACAUCAAGCAGAAUGACCAGGCCUCCGUUCACGUGGAGCCAGCGCAGCCAGAUUUGAAUCAACAGUUGCGCAAGGAUCUGCGUCAGAGCCACAAGCUCAAGCUGAAGCGAUUGCGGGCGAGAAGGGUUCGGGAAAAGCGACGGCUUCAGGAAACUGCUACCAAACGGGUGCACAUCCGGCCAGCGAACACGGCCCACCUGGUGCGCACCCAACUGCAGGAGAUGUGCCGCCUGUGGCUUCCCACCGAUCCGGCGGAGAUGCGGGACAGCGUACGCCGGCAAUGCAGCCGGCAAGUCUUCGGAUACGUGAGCUCGGCCGGCUUCAGCUUUACGGAGGCCCUUGUCUGUGCCGUGGGAUACGUAACGCCCGCCGGACUUCACCAACUUAUCAAGGAACUGCCGAGCUCCAAGGGGCACCGGAAGCAGCCGCCUCUCAUGUGCCUGGUGCGGGAUGCUGACAGCCGGGAUUACCGUUGGGCCAGCUUUCAAAUCAAUCUAAAUGUGGCCUGUCCAGCCUUUUGAUCUGCUUUAGUCCGUAGGCUAAGUAUUCCUACUUGUUGGUUAUCUUGUACCAAAAAUAUAAUGCUAUCACAGCAAAUAACGGUGAUUAAACGAA
Molecule: messenger RNA, 2799 nt
Organism: Drosophila rhopaloa
Lineage: Eukaryota; Metazoa; Arthropoda; Insecta; Diptera; Drosophilidae
Gene: Pop1
Product: ribonucleases P/MRP protein subunit POP1
Exons: 3
Coding region: 99-2705 (868 amino acids)
Biological process (GO): tRNA 5'-leader removal
Cellular component (GO): nucleolar ribonuclease P complex; ribonuclease MRP complex
Source: RefSeq, a predicted model, not a curated record